AUGGUUGACCAAACCACAGUGAGCGUUGAAGAGCAGAGGCAGGUGACCAUCAGCAUGUGCUCGACGCCAAGUGAGCGGAGCCUCGCCGGCGCCGCCGGCAGCGCCUCGACUCCGAGAUCCAGCAAGCUGGUGACGCUGGAGUCCCUGCAGAAACUGAUGCUCAAGUCGCCGCCGCAGGCUGACGUGCACGACGCCGAGCAAGGGCGGCGUGCCCCGGAGGUGCCGGUGCCGCUGGCGAAGAAGGUGGCAGCGGAGUUCAUCGGCACGUUCAUCCUCAUGUUCGCGGUGGUGUCGACCAUCGUGGCGGACGCGCAGCACGGCGGCGCGGAGGGCCUGGUGGGCGUGGCGGCGUCGGCGGGGCUGGCGGUGGUGGCGGUGGUGCUCGCCGUGGUGCACGUCUCCGGGUCCCACCUGAACCCGGCGGUGAGCCUGGCCAUGGGCGUGUUCGGGCACCUCCCGCGCGCCCACGUGCUCCCCUACGCUGCCGCGCAGACGAUGGGGUCCGUCGCCGCCACGUUCCUCGCCAAGGCCAUGUACCGCCCCGCCGACCCGGCCGUCAUGGCGACGGUGCCCCGCGUCGGCGCCGCUGAGGCGUUCGUCCUCGAGCUCGUGCUCACCUUCGUGCUCAUGUUCGUCAUCACCGCCGUCGCCACCGACCCGACCUCGGCAAGUGCACCGUGCGCAGCAGUGGAUAUGAUAUAUCAGCUAGCCAUGAGCAAAGAGCUGGUGGCUAUCGCGAUCGCGGCGGCGAUAAUGAUGAACGCUCUCAUCGGAGGGCCGUCGACGGGGCCGUCUAUGAACCCGGCGCGAACGAUCGGGGCGGCGCUGGCGACGGGGAAGUACAAGGACAUCUGGGUCUACCUGCUGGCGCCGCCGCUGGGGGCCAUUGCAGGAGCUGCCACCUACACUCUCAUCAAGCCCUGA
Miscanthus lutarioriparius is the source of this 924-nucleotide messenger RNA. NCBI's taxonomy places the organism in Eukaryota, Viridiplantae, Streptophyta, Magnoliopsida, Poales, Poaceae. The record is from the annotation of a GenBank genome assembly.